Messenger RNA from Closterium sp. Naga37s-1, 639 nucleotides. NCBI's taxonomy places the organism in Eukaryota, Viridiplantae, Streptophyta, Zygnematophyceae, Desmidiales, Closteriaceae. The record is from the annotation of a GenBank genome assembly.
AUGCUCCUCGUCACUCAAGUAGUCGUUUUCCUUGUCCUCUCUCUGCAGCACCCCCCUUCCUCUGCAUCUGCCCCUCUUCUCCUUCCUCCGCUCCUCCAUCAUCUUCUCCCACCUCUCCACCCUCCUCUCCUCUCCCUUUUCUCCCUCCUUCCCUCUCUCCUUUCCCUCCUCUCCUCACUGUGUGUCAGAAUGAGCACCACCUGUUUGCUCCUCGUGCUGUCCCACCUCUACCCGUCGCUCAUGGGUGCGUGCAUGGCACUACUGGUCCUGGACCUGACGAGCCACUGGUACCAAAUGUACAGCUCAUUCCUGGUGCGCAAGGCCAGCCACAAGGACGUGGCAGCAACUGACUUUUUUCUCAUGCGCUGGUACUACGGCAGCCGCCCUUUCAUGGCCUACUGCUGCAUUGGCGCUGAGCUGCUGUACCUUGUUCUCUAUCUCGACUCAGACCCGUUAAACCAACAAGUGCAGGUCCCCGUGCCUUACCUCGGCCCUACGGGGGUCAUUCGAGCCCUGGGCCUGGUGUGCCUGCCUGGAUGGGCGCUCAAGCAGGUCACCAACGUGGUGCAGGUGAGGAGGGAUUGGGCUGGUGAGGGGGAGACUGUGGGAGGUGAAAGGGUGAGAUGGGGAGCAAGGUAG